Messenger RNA from Sparassis crispa, 729 nucleotides. Its product is annotated as NAD(P)H-hydrate epimerase. Gene Ontology annotation, cellular component: mitochondrion. The record is from RefSeq and is a predicted model, not a curated record. The coding region runs from base 1 to 729 and encodes 242 amino acids. Gene Ontology annotation, molecular function: NAD(P)HX epimerase activity. NCBI's taxonomy places the organism in Eukaryota, Fungi, Basidiomycota, Agaricomycetes, Polyporales, Sparassidaceae. The transcript has 6 exons.
AUGUCUAUCCGCUAUCUCACAGCUAAGCUUGCCCAGCAAAUCGAUGAGGAACUCAUGAGUACGACCGGAGCGUUCAGCCUCGAUCAGCUCAUGGAGCUCGCCGGUCUCGCGUGCGCGCAGACCCUUGCGACAGUGUAUAGCAGGGAGAAAUACCCGCGGGUGCUUGUGUGUUGUGGUCCGGGGAAUCAGGGCGGUGAUGGGCUUGUUGCUGCUAGGCAUCUUGGCAUGUUUGGAUAUAAGGCAACAAUCUGGAUGCCUAAGCCGGGAUCUAAGGAGAUCUACCAGCGGUUGAAAGCACAAUGCGACAACAUGAAGAUCCAGACCUUGGCGCCCUCCUCAGACACCGAUAGCUUGCGCGACGCCCUCGCCCGUUCAGACGUCGUCCUGGACGCAAUCUUCGGCUUCUCUUUCAAGCCGCCCGUCCGUGCGCCCUUUGACACCGCCCUCCCUCUCAUCUCUUCUUCCGGGCUGCCCAUCGUCUCGGUGGAUAUUCCGUCGGGUUGGGACGUCGAGAAGGGCAAUGCCGAGGGGGUCGGGCUCAACCCUGACGUCCUCAUCAGUUUGACUGCUCCGAAGGAGGGAGUACGGCACUUUGCUGGCAAGCACUUCCUGGGAGGCAGGUUCGUGACAAAGGCUAUGGAGGAGAAAUUCUCCUUGAGCCUCCCAGCGUAUCCUGGGUUCUCGCAGAUCGUGGAGCUGCCUCGCGCUGAAAGCCCGCAGAAGUUAUGA